AUGGCUAUCAACAAGAUCUUCCUCACAGGCGGCACGGGCACCAUCGGCACCGAGGUCGCGCGCGACCUAGUGGCGCACGGGUACGCCGUGCGCGGGCUUGCGCGCUCCGACGCUAGUGCCGCCAAGCUGCAGGCGCUCGGCGUCACCCCAGUGCGGGGCGACCUGACAACCCUCGACGUCGCCCGCGCGGAAGCCGCCGCUGCCGACGCGGUCGUGCACCUCGCCAUCGACUUUGCUAGAGUCAUCGACUCGGGCAGCGAAGAGCAGGCCUUCGUCGAGGCCGUCGGCGACGUUCUCAAGGGCACGGGCAAGACAUUCAUCGGCACGUCGGGGACGUAUAUCGGCGUCGGGACGGGCAAGACGCCCUUCACCGAGGCGGACGACGGGCGGCCCGGCGCGUUUCGGUACAAGUUUGAGUCGACCUUCCGCUCGCUCGGUGACGACGGCGGCGUCCGCGCAAUCGUCAUCCGCCCGUCCUUGACGCACAGCGACAAGAUCGACGGGUUCCCGCGCACCGUGAUCGCCAAGCCCCGCGAGCUCGGCUUUGCGCCGGUGCUCGACGGCGGAGAGGAGAAGUGGACGUACAACGACCUGCACGACGUCGCUGUGCUCUUUAGGCUGGCCUUGGAGAAGGCGCCAGCUGGCUUUAGCAGGUAUCACGGCACGGACGAGUCGACGUCCAACCGCCAGAUCGCGGAGAUCGUCGCCGCGCACUGGGGCGUACCCGUGCGCGAGGCGACGCGGGAGGAGCUCACCGAGGCCUACGGCUUCUUCGCUACAUUCUUCGGCAAGGAUAACACUGUCAGCAGCGUGGCUACCCGCGAGCAGUUGGGAUGGGAGCCAAAGGGGGCGCGGUUUAUCGACCUCCUCAAGGACGGCACGUAUUUCAAGCAGCUUUAG
Molecule: messenger RNA, 900 nt
Organism: Vanrija pseudolonga
Lineage: Eukaryota; Fungi; Basidiomycota; Tremellomycetes; Trichosporonales; Trichosporonaceae
Exons: 1
Coding region: 1-900 (299 amino acids)
Source: RefSeq, a predicted model, not a curated record